Molecule: messenger RNA, 3243 nt
Organism: Oncorhynchus tshawytscha (Chinook salmon)
Lineage: Eukaryota; Metazoa; Chordata; Actinopteri; Salmoniformes; Salmonidae
Product: lysosomal acid phosphatase
Exons: 11
Coding region: 54-1424 (456 amino acids)
Biological process (GO): lysosome organization; dephosphorylation
Cellular component (GO): lysosome
Molecular function (GO): acid phosphatase activity
Source: RefSeq, a predicted model, not a curated record
UGUCAGCGCGAUUGUUACGUUGUUGUUUUGUAGUGGUCAGUUUUCCCAUUAAAAUGACGAAUACUUACCACGCCGCAUCUUGGUUCUCCUCUCUAUCUCCAGACGACAACCGUGACAUCUGUCUUUUCUUCUCACAAAUGAUGGGGAUCUGGGCCUGUUCCCGGGAGAGCGGUACAUCUUUCUCAUCAGACUUGUUAAAGCUCUACCGCCAUGGUGACCGAUCCCCAGUCAAAGCCUACCCCACUGAUCGCUACCAGGAGAGCUCUUGGCCACAGGGCUUUGGACAGCUCUCGCAGGAAGGAAUGAGGCAGCACUUUGAGCUGGGACAGGUGCUGCGGAAACGCUAUCAGGGUUUUCUAAAUGACACCUAUGACCGACAUGAGAUUUCUGUGAGGAGCACAGACUAUGACCGGACCUUGAUGAGUGCAGAGGCCAACCUGGCAGGAUUGUACCCUCCCAAUGGGUCACAGGUCUUCAACCCAUCACUGGAGUGGCAGCCUAUUCCUGUUCACACUGUACCCCUGGAUGAGGAGAGGUUUUUGUCAUUUCCCAUUCCGGGUUGCCCUCGUUAUAAAAUCCUCAUGAUUGAGACUGAACGCACAGAAAAGUACCUCAACAUGACAUUCCAAUACAAAGAUCUAAUAGCGAUGGUACGGGAGAAAACUGGUCUGACGAACACCACCAUUGAGACUGUUUGGAGUGUCCAUGACACCCUGUUCUGUGAGGCAAGGCACAACAAGACCGCUCCUGACUGGGUGACCCCUGAGAUCAUGGAUGAUCUGAGGAAGCUCAAAGACUUUGGCUUUGAAAUCCUGUUUGAGGUCUACAAGCAUCAGGAGAAAAGCUGUCUCCAAGGAGGUGUCCUCUUGGGUAGCAUUGUAAAUAACAUCUCGGAGUCUGCACGUCCUGACUCCAAUCGCCGUCUGAAGAUGAUGAUGCUCUCUGCGCAUGACACCACCAUUGUGGCUCUGCAGUCAAGUUUGAGUAUCUUCAAUGGAAAGCAGCCACCCUAUGCCUCCUGCCACAUAUUUGAACUCUAUCAGGAGGACAACGGAUCAUUCACAGUGGCCAUGUUUUAUCGCAAUGACACCACAAGAGCGCCUUACCAACUGGCUAUACCUAGCUGUGACCUCUUCUGCCCCCUGGAGGACUUUGUGCGCCUCACCAAACCAUCCAUCCCAGAGGAUUGGGACAAGGAGUGCAUGGUUGAGUCUCCUACAAAGGAUACAGAAUGUCCAUGGACUGGUGGAGACGGGCGCCACGAGGCAUCCAGUGCGGUAAUGCGGCCGAUCCCGGAGAAGCUGGCGGGAGCCCUGGAAUGGGUUUGCCACGAGGGAGGGGCCCAAGCCCUGGAAAGCGUUGCUGUUUCGGCGGCAUUCGGUGAGCUCUCCCUGGCUCUUGAAAGUCUGGGGGAGAGGGUGUAAAUCUCACGCCGGGCAAUAUUCCUUUACUAUAUCCGCAGCAGGUCUCCAAGGUGAACAGCCUCUGGCAUGUUAUAACAAUGUAGGUAAGGCAAGUUGGCAAAAAAGAUCUAACUUCGGGAUAAGGAUUGGCUCUAAGGGCUGGUUCCGUCAAGCUGGGGUGCGAAGUGGGGCUGGGCUCGAACCGCGGCUGGGGGAGCAGUCCCUCCGUCACCCUCUCACCACCAUUUAAUUGUGUGGUCCAUCUUGUGGUCUCGCAAGGGGCUGCGUGCUGGGAUUCGUUGGGAUGGUGUCCGUCGGCGGGCUGAAGGUGGACUGGUGGGGGAUUGGUGGCGGCAACUCGAAGCGCGCCGGGCCCUUCUCGCGGAUCUCUCCAGCUAUGGCGCUCGCUUGCCCCACGCAUUGUAGGUGGCGAGGUCGCCUCAAGUCUAGUGAGCGUAGAGGAGACUAGACCCAAUGGCCCUGCAGUGAUAGGGCAUUGCAUGGAUCUGGCUCAUGCCCUACGAAGUGGGGAGAGGUAUCUCCAGCUUGUCUGGGGAGGGAGGCCUACGUCUGUGGGUAGUACCAUCCAUGCCCAGGGAUUUGUAUGUAGCAGAGCAGCUCACUCGCUGCAAUCUAUUGAAAGUCAGCCCUCGAGCACUCAGGCCAUGGAUGUUGGUGUGGGGACAGCAGAAAAAGCGGGCGGAUCACCCAGAGCCUGUUUUUGAAUUACCACGUGCACAGAGCCUGUUUCGACAGCGGGACUGUAGACGUUUUAGUAAUUCCAGGGAGUAAGCCAAGGGAAAGGGGUGUUGACCGGGUAGGGAGAGUAGGUGUGGAGGUCUGUAGUUCCAGGGAGUAAGCGAUCCACACUAAGGCCCAGGGAGAGGGCAGGCAGAGAGUAUAGGCCUAGAGACCAGGAAUCAGAGGUCAUCAGGUCAAUAGGGGGCCUGCCUGGAGGUCAGGAAGGCCCAAGUGAAUAGGUGUGUGUGACACUGUCCUUCAGGGGUGCAGAGCAGGCAACUUAAUGUAAAAUCGUUUGAUGAAAGUGGACCAACUGAAGGGUGUGCAAUGUGUAGGCCCACUGAGUGUACAUUCUGAACCUUGUUUGAAGUCAGGUCACAUGACCAAGGAGCUAUUGAAAUUCAAAUGUAAAAAAAGUUUGUACAUUGUUUACGCUCCCUAACUAAUUCAACUAGGAAUACAAAAUGCUGCUCACAUGUUUAUUAGCUUUGCAAAGUGAAUUAAUGUCCAAAUUGUGAAAAUAAGACCUGUGCUGUAACACAAACUCUAACCAUGAAUGAAAGUCCAAUGUUGGUAGUGACUGCCCAUUACUGCUUAACAUUUAUUAACCAUUAUUCAUAUUACUUUACUAUAAUUUUAAGCGCUCCGCACUACCUGUAAUUUAAUUUGCAUGUGUUCAUCCCAUUGUGUUUUCAUGGGCAAUGAGUAAUUUAUAAUAGGGCCUAUUGUUUAACCAGACAUCUGAUUCAAGUUGUCCAACUGGUUUUUGUAGACAUCAUGGCCCCAAUAAUCAUGUCUCCAUUUUAUCACAUCGCUACGUGACGGACUGGAGAGUAAUUCAUAUCUGUAAUAUUUUGAGUUAAAUCAUUAACAAUUGGUUUCACCGUAGUGCUUGAAUUAUGCUGUUUAACAUAAAAUCAUUAAUGUCCUGAUAUGCUGGAAAUUAGUUGUAAGAAUUUUUUGCACUGGGAAUUCGCAAUACUUUAUUUGAUUUGAGUCAUUGUUUGCAUAUGGAUUGCUUAAACUGCAUUUUGAGUGUCUUAUCAAUAAUGUUUUCUUAUUGCACCUUUUCAAUAAAUGGUUCUGUUCUUAAAAUGUA